CGCCCGAGCCUCUCGGCAGCGGAACGUGGGUGCCGGAAGUGGUGAGGGCGGGGUCUCGCUGCCGGGGGACAACGGGUUGCCCGCGAAGAUGCUGCUGGACUUGUCGGAGGAGCAUAAGGAGCACCUGGCCUUCCUGCCGCGAGUGGACAGCGCGGUGGUCGCCGAGUUCGGGCGGAUCGCGGUGGAGUUCCUGAGGCGAGGCGCGAACCCCAAGAUCUACGAGGGCGCCGCCAGAAAGCUCAGCGUGAGCAGUGACACGGUCCAGCAUGGGGUGGAGGGGCUGACGUACCUCCUCACGGAGAGCUCGAAGCUGCUGAUAUCUGAGCUGGAUUUCCAAGACUCUGUUUUCGUUCUGGGAUUCUCUGAAGAACUGAACAAACUGUUGCUUCAGCUUUAUCUGGAUAACAGAAAGGAGAUCAGGACUAUUCUAAGUGAGUUGGCACCAGACCUUCCCAGUUACCACAGCCUUGAAUGGCGACUGGAUGUACAGCUUGCAAGCAGAAGCCUCAGACAACAGAUUAAACCAUCAGUGACUAUAAAACUGCACCUUAACCAGAAUGGAGCUCACACCACCCAGGUUUUGCAGACGGACCCAGCCACCCUGGUCCGUUUGGUGCAGCAGCUGGAACAAGCACUGGAGGAGAUGAAAACAAACCACUGUAGGAGAGUCGUGCGCAACGUCAAGUAGUCCCAGGUUUAAGGUUUUGUUCCCUUUGAAUCACUUGUGAAUUGAUGAUAUACAGCAGUUACUUCUCAAAAUUGAUUUUUUUAAGUUGAUGGUGAUGAGUAUCCUGUGACAAGGUAUUGAGGCCACGAUGAAAAGCUAAAGUAAAGUUCCUCUCCCGGGGCUAAAUGGUCAGCUUCUUGACAAAUUAAGAUGUACUUUGUUUUUUAAAUGUGUAAAUAGGACUGAAUCAACUGGAAGUGAAUCUAUACUGUUCGUAUCUUCUGUAUAUAUGAAUGACUGUCCUUUUUUUGGUACUUCUUUUGACUGUUUAACUUUAUUAUUUUCUUUCUUAUUGACCAAGAUUUGAAAAUAAAAUUCACAAUGUAAUACUA
Equus quagga is the source of this 1059-nucleotide messenger RNA. It is a transcript of the gene COMMD2, whose product is annotated as COMM domain containing 2. The record is from RefSeq and is a predicted model, not a curated record. The coding region runs from base 89 to 688 and encodes 199 amino acids. Lineage: Eukaryota; Metazoa; Chordata; Mammalia; Perissodactyla; Equidae. The transcript has 5 exons.